This is a messenger RNA of Dothidotthia symphoricarpi CBS 119687, 2617 nucleotides long. RefSeq lists its product as uncharacterized. NCBI's taxonomy places the organism in Eukaryota, Fungi, Ascomycota, Dothideomycetes, Pleosporales, Dothidotthiaceae. The transcript has a single exon. The coding region runs from base 1 to 2565 and encodes 854 amino acids. The record is from RefSeq and is a predicted model, not a curated record.
AUGGUACAGAAACGCCAUGCUACGCAAGCCCUAGUACCAAAAAACCGCCGCAAACGCAGAAAGCUAGCACACAGAGCACGGAAUGGCUCUCUCGGGCAGUCUAAGUCUCCCAAUCCACUCGGACCUAGUUCUCCAUUACUCACGGUGGAAGACGACCAGACGCCAUACCGAAAAGAAGAUGUGAAUCGAGUUUCAACUUCUCCCGUUUCUCCAAUUAGUAUCCUAAGGAUGCCCAAUGGUUCCCCAUCCUCAGGCUAUCCAAUGUUAUCGCGUGAGCGCGAAGAGGAGAUUGUGAUAUUGCACGUUAGGCCUUUUGUGGAUCCGAACGCGAAGGAGUAUAGUACGAAUACAGGAGCAGGCAAACAGGAACACUCACCUGGCGUGUCUAUCGAUACUGCAUAUACGCCAGACGUCUCCCGCCUGAUAUCGAAUACCGGUGCAACGAAGGGAUCCUGGACGGCUGGAGUCGAUGAACAUACAUGGUACGGUGGCGAGGAUGAGGAAGAACAGCAACAAGAUCAUUCCAGAACGAUGGAGAAAGGAAACAAAGGAAAAAAAACCGAGGCAGUGUUUCAGAAUGCAACGACCCUUUCCUCGGAGGCGGAAGAGCAGCGCGUUGCUCUUGAAUACGAAGAUAUGCCAGCUGAUUGGGCCAUAACGUUGGAAGCGGAGCUGGAAGCUGCUUAUAGUCAGCGACAGCAUCUAUCGGCCGUCUUUUCGCCAGCUGUCGUCCUGGAGAAAGAAGAUGCAGAAGUACACCAAAGCUCGCGAAAGAGAGUGAGUUUUGGGAAGAAAGCAGAUCAGGAUAUCACCAUAGAUCUGUCUCCUACUCCAAAGGAGACAGACAUCUCGACCUCCAACGCGACGACCUCUGGUGAAAACCCUGAAGCCGCCAAAUGGUUGUACCCCUCCUCCCGCAGCGCCUCGACAAACUUGCCGUUACAUCUGAAAGUCGCAGUCGUCGCCCACGGUAUUCCAAACAGCCUUGAGGAGCUCGAAGAUCUUGCCGCAGGCCUCGCGAAGGACAUGAACCUCGCUCCGGUGCCCGGUUUCUUGGAUGCUUAUGGCGGGCAUACCCUUAACUUGAGCUGGGAGAUGCAGAAAUUUGGUCUGGAUCCUCAUUCGCGCUUUGAGGAACGCCAGGAUCAUAGCGAUACGUUGUUACGUCGAUUGAACUUUACUUCCAAAACAAACUCCCUGGAUUCGAGGAGUAGAGGAAAAGAACUGGAAGCACAUGAGAAGUACGAGAAGUUCGAUAAACCCGAGGAGUCUAAGAUGAAUUCUCGAGGGCAGUCUCAAACCCCUUCCAUUCCAGAACCACUCGUUCAAGAGAGUGAACAGAGCUAUGCUGCUCAAGCUGAACCAGCAAUUGACCCUACCAUACACCAGAGCUCGGUAUCGGAGCGCUCACACCCGAAGAGUUCCACAAAUAAUAACAUGCUCGACACCGAGUAUAUGAGCGCUUCCUCAGUAAGCUUGGCCACGCCUGUCGAAUGUCGAAACUGCAGCCAGUGGUCCCACGAAACGUACAUCAAAGCCCACCGACAGAUCUGCAGACCGAUGACGAUCUGUAGGUACUGCGGCUUGUCGAUGACGAAAAACGAAUUUCACCGUGGAAGACAUCUUGACAACUGCAAGGGGAUACCUCCUCGACCACCACCUCUGAUAGAGCAGGUAGCAGAAGCAACAGGACAUACCGAAUCGCUAGGAGAUGAAUCCCGUCGUGUCCAUUGCGCAUUCUGUUGCCGUUCAAUCUGGAGUACAGAACUUGAGGAACAUUCGCUGGUCUGCAGACCGAUAGUCAAAUGCAUAGGCUGUGAGAUAGUCAUGACUGAGGACGUUUUCUAUCGGAGCAGCAACCAUCGUGCCGACUGCAGAGGAAUGGAACGUGCGCAUGUGCAGAGCGAAACACCUCACCGGCAAACCCACCAAACGAAUACUGCAGAUUCAUUUGGGAAUAAUCUACAGGAAGCGGCGCAAACUAGGUCAUCCCCUGCACAUCUUUCUUCGCCUUACGGGAUGCUGAUCGGGAACGCGAAUCAGGAGAUCGAACAUGGUGGGCUCCAACAGCACUACAUGAAUCCGGCUGUAAAUUGGGCAGACAACAACAAUGGCAUAUUACAUCCACUACCAAGUGGUAUCAUGGUUCAAUCAGCCUUGCAGGAUGUUCGUGUACCGUCUUUUGAGAUGUCUACCCGCCAAGCAAGCAAAGCCAAACUGUCAGUCCUGGGCAAGUAUCAAAAGGCGAAUCAAACCAUGCACGGAGACUCAACCAAAGAGAGCACACGCCUGCGACUAUGGGUUCAGAAGCUGGAGAACGAGAACGACGAUCUGAAGAAGCAACUAAAGCACGAAAGACUGUCGAAGACAAAUUUUGGAGAGCCAGUUAAUGGGAAGAACGAUGAAACACAAGCGACAGCACCGGAGACGGGGAAAACAGGCGGAGACUUGGAUGAAAAGAUCAGUGAUGAAAACGGAUUGCUCGAAAAACGGAUUGGUGCUUUGAAUAAGGAGAACCUUGACAUGAGGAAGCUUUUGGCCAAGGGAUGGAGACAUCCGGGAUAAUAACGAUGGAAGAAAUACAUGGGAGGUUUAUUGAACACAGGUCUAUCUACAC